Alternaria hordeiaustralica is the source of this 2103-nucleotide messenger RNA. RefSeq lists its product as uncharacterized. NCBI's taxonomy places the organism in Eukaryota, Fungi, Ascomycota, Dothideomycetes, Pleosporales, Pleosporaceae. The record is from RefSeq and is a predicted model, not a curated record. Gene Ontology annotation, molecular function: cysteine-type peptidase activity. The coding region runs from base 1 to 2103 and encodes 700 amino acids. Gene Ontology annotation, biological process: proteolysis. The transcript has a single exon.
AUGUCAGACGAAAUUUCUGAAGAGCGCGCGCCUGCCCAGGUUGUCGCCCAGGCCGCGCCUACCGCACCGGACGAGGUGGACACACUGACAGACUCACCAUCCACAGUACGGGCAGAAACUGUCAGAUCCUCAUCACCAGCCGAGCCGGAACCUCUUUGUUCGAAUGUCGUGACUGCAUCUGACGGCGAUGCUAACUCUCAUUCAAGCAUAGGUUCACCUGCGGUCGGCAUCACACCACAGACCGAGACGCAAGGUCUGGUAUCCUCGCCGCCACACAGCGAUGAAACUAUGGCUUCACAAUAUCAGGACAAUGCGCCUGACUCUGUGCAGUCACCGGAGGAAGAGCACGUCGACAACAACCGCCCUCCUUCCCCGCGCUCAAAUCAAGACCACACCGGCGAGAUGUCCACGACGCCGCCAGUCACACCGCCACACACGCCUUCCAUGGACGAAGAACCCCAGUCUCCAAGUUCAUCGGUAUCGUCAGAUUGGUGGACUGAAUUAGGUGUUCCACCGCCCCCACCGAAAUCCAACACGGUCAUGCCGCCUGAUCGAGCGGUCUCUUUUACAGACAUCUCCGAAUCACUCGCUAAGCGAAAGAUGCAACGCAACAUCUUCUCGAAGACACGUGGGUUGAUAAAAUAUCAAGCGGCCAAGAUAUUCAUCAUCUCUUCUCGCGGUGUUCAACGUGAGAAUCUGCCCACAAGGCAAACAAGACCCCCUCUGUUGAAGCGCCGCUAUAGCGUCGAUGUGAAUACUACCACCGAAUGGGAGCAAGAAACAAAUCACUGGGAAUUUGCAUUAUCUCAGGUAAACAGUCACCAGAAACCUGUCUUUAGUGGGCACUUCACUGACGUUACAAAGACAUUUGACAUCCCUGAGCUACCACACAAGGAGGUGGAUCCGCUACCCGCUCUUACACAUUGGGUGCAACUUCCUCAUCCUGCCCGACAUACUGCUUUCGCCUCGGUCUUCUUUGGUCAGCCUACCCACAACGGAGGAGUGUUCCUUGAGCUGGGUGAUGUGACCCUUCAUAACGACUCCUUCAACUAUAUUGGCGCUACCAACAGUCGGAUAUAUGGUGCGGAAGUAUGGAUGCGUGACGAGAGUCUAGACAUGGCUCUUGAAGUGCUUCGCCGCGAGUACAACGGCGACGCUCACAAAAUCGGCAUCGCCAACUCCACCGUGGCCCAGAUUUGCUACUUCGCCCAAAUGUCAGGAUAUACUGCGGAAUACGAACAGUAUAGGUUACGUUACGCUGACAAGAAUUGGAUCUUCAUCGUCAUCAACGAUGGCAUCGGCGGUGUCGAAAACGAUGGCCACAGUGGAUUACACUGGUCUCUCGCCAUUCUGGAUCGGAUUUCCAAGAAAUGCUAUUAUAUUGAUUCGCUGUUCGUCAGACUGGGAUUCUAUCAAGACUUAGGCCGGGAUGUGUCUAUGGGAAUGCUCCAUAUUCUUGAUGAAGACCCAGAGGAUUGGAAGUACCUCCCACAAUGGAACAGUCCCGAUCAAAACACCAACAACAGGUUCAAAGAAGAUGGAGGUGCAUGCGGACCAUUUGUAUACAAAAUGUGUCAGAUUUCCAUGGAUGCAAUCACGCGCCGUCAUCUGGCAGGGCUGGAGACCUGCGACCUUGAACUCAAGCGCUGGUUUCCUGAACAGUUCGAGUCAGAGUUCCAUUCGGAGCAGGUUCGCUAUGAGAUCCAGAGCAAAAUCGCUCGUUGGGCACACAGAGAGUGGUCUUCAAGACUGGCGAAUGACUGGGACUACGCGCUUAUCCAGGGCACAGACGCCGUCCUAGAUGACGGACCAGUCGUCGCAUUCGAGGCCCCGGCCCCGGCUUCCAGAUCACAUCACUCGGGACGGAAUGUCCCCAGCGGUAGCAGCUCCCGAUCCCCCAUCAUCCUGGACGACGACGAUGCGAACUACGCUGUCCACGGCAACAGGAGGGAUAGCCUGGACAGCAACGUUGCGUCCGCGGGUGGUGAUACGUCAGUCGUCGACCUGGGUGAGGACUCUGAUAGUACCUGGAUGGUGUCAGACGACGACAUGAACCUGGAUGACGACGACGAGGAGACCGCUGAGGUCGUCCUCGAUGGCUAA